GUAUGGUGCACCGAGUCCGGGUGCCGAGUGGCGACUAUGCACACGGGGUCUCGCUAACGCUAUGAUAAAGAGCGACCUAUUAUCCUUGCUCUUUGUUGAGGAUAUGAACGAAUUCCAGUUGUUUGGCCACAGCCCGAGAAGAAGAUAAACUGUGCCUGUGUUCGAGGCAUAGGGCCGCGUGCAAACGUAAGUCGAUUGAGAUGCACUUAGGAUCUACUUGGUGGCUAGUUCUCGCCCUGGCGAGCUCCCCGUGCAGCAUCGCGCGAACCCAGCUCGUUUACACGCCAAGCCACUUCGUCGCGGCGCUGGCAGAUGAUACUGUCGACAAGGUCCAGGUGGAAGUGCCGCUGGUGGCCCUGACGGAGGACGUCUUCCAGAGGUCGGGCGUGCGUGUGCCGGUCUACAUCAACCGGACCGUAACCGUGGUGGGCAGCCCGCAGCUUCCAGAGUGGCCAAUGCUGCAGUUCAUGGCCUGGCACACGGUCGAGCUGUGCGCAGGUGUUACACUGCUGUUCACCAAUGUGAUCAUACAGUACAACGUGCUUGACAGCCCCGCGCGGACGCCAAACCUGUACCUCUUCGCGCCCUCCAAGGCACCCAACCUGGGCCCAAACGGCACGCGAGUUGUUCUACAGGCCGCCGCACUAAUACUACCGUCGUGUUUACCUGUGCGGCUGCGCAGUCAGAACUUGGUGCCAGUUGCAAGGCCCGUCUGGGAGGGACCCGGGCCGCAAACUGCACAGCUCUACCCCAUGAAAACUUCAUGUUCGAACUCGACUGACGCCCCUGUCUUAGAGCGAUGUUGGCAGUCGGGUAUGUUACUGCAGCAAGAUUACGCCUACCCUGGAGCUGAAAGCGCUUUUGACGGCACGGUAGUGGCCAACAAUGUCACACUGCGCUUUCUGGACGUCAGCAUCCUGUGUCAGCAGGUAGUGACCGAUGAGUGCUUAGUCAGCCUUGGACCAUACGGCUGCCUGGUGUACGUCAAUCGGCUGAUGUCUGCUCAGCCGCUGGUGCCGAUCUCGGCGCAAAUGCGGGCAAUCAUUGCACAGCAGCAGCAACAGGCUGAGUCCGGCAGCGUGCCCAUGUAUGCGUUAGCCGGCGGCGGCGUGCCAGCCUCCUCCACGGCUGAAGGAGGGAGCAGCAAGCCCGCGGUGCUUGCUGGCGCUGUCGUUGGAGGGGUUGCUGGGGCGGCGCUGCUGCUGGCGGCGGCGGCAACUGCGUUUCUAUCGUAUCGCCGCAGGAAAAGGCUUCGGCCGAACCAGCACCAACAAGGUCGGCUAUUGAAGCGCGCAGGUUCCGCUGAUGUGAGCGGGCAUUGCGACAGCAAGCACCACCAGAAGGGAUGCGGCAACGAUCCGUCUGUAGUGGUGGUUCUUGAUGGGCCCGAUGCUAAAACUGAUGACGGCUCCAGCAGUUACGCAGACAGCACAAGCUCCGCCUCGACAUCACCUGCGACGCCCCUGCCUGCCGCUGGUCGGCAGGGGUCUCCCGGGCCAUCUGGGUCGCAGCCGCAGCAGCACGCGGAUGCCGGCUGGCGACUGCCGGACUUGGUGGUCUCGAGCGCGCCGCUGAGGGCGGGGCUUGAAACCCAGUUUGUGGUGGUGUCACGGGGACACGCCGCAGACGCCCCUGCGGACAUCACAGCCCAGAGUAUGGCGCCAGGGUUGCCCCGCAGCUGCGCAGCGGGGUAUGCGGAUCAGGGCGCCGCGACUCCCGGCGAGGCACCACUAACCCGUUGCGCAAAGAGCUUCAGCCGAGCAGCAGCACUCGUGUGCGAGCCCCAGGAGCACCCCCAGCGCCGCGCUGAGGCAGCGCGUGCGGGGACUGAGGCGCUACGCGCGCCUGAUGUGUUUUCCAGCACCGGCAGCAGUACCAGCACCGGAGCUUCGGCAGGCAAGGGCUCUGCAGUCCAGCCAGCGUCAGCACUCACCAGCACCUACGCGUCAGCACUGGCGGUCUUGUGGCUCGGCCGCACCAACAUCGAAAGUCUGCUGACUGCAUCGGGCGGUGCGGACCCAUCCCCAUGGCCAACUGAGGACGCAGCUACACCACCUGGCUUCGGCGAUGCCGCUCGCAACACGGACGCAGUGGUUGAGCCGGCUGCGCAAGUGGCCGUGUCGGUAGCGAACGCGGCUGCAGAGGUUGCCUCCACAGGCACGCCCGCGGCCGCCGUGUCGCUGCUGCUGCCCCCUCUGACGCUGGGCGCGGAGCCGCCGGCGCCGCCGGUGGAGGUGGUGGAGCUGCUGCCGCACAAGCUGGGCAAGGGCAGCUUCGGCCGCGUGCUGGAGGGCCGGUAUCGGGGGCAGCGGGUGGCUGUGAAGCAGGCCCUGGACCUGCAUGACGGCCUCACACUGCCGGUAGCGUCCGUGGUGGCGUCUUUCCUGCAGGAGGUCCAGGUCAUGGGGCGCUGCACGCACCCCAACAUCACCACGCUUCUGGCUGCGUGUCUGGCUCCACCCAAGCUGUGCCUGGUGAUGGAGCUGAUGGACACAAGCCUGGAGGCACUCAUCUUCGGGGGGCCGCCGGGGCACCUGCUGCCGCUGCCAAAAGUGCUGCACAUUGCCAUACAGAUGGCCCGCGGCCUCGAGUACCUGCACCCCACCGUGAUCCACCGCGACCUCAAGCCUUCGAAUGUGCUCAUCAGCAACCCUGGCGGCGAGCACCCUAUCGUAAAGCUCACGGACUUUGGGCUGUCGAAGAUCUCUGAGAUGACACUGGAAACGGCCCACCCAGAGGCGGGCACACCGGCGUACCUGGCACCGGAGUGCUUUGACAUCACCAACAACAAGUUGACGCACCAAGUGGACAUGUACGCGUUUGCCGUGUGCAUCUGGGCGAUGCUCACGGGGGAAAUCCCAUGGAAGAAUCACAACGUGGUGUCUGUAGCCUACAACGUGCACAUGGGCAGGCGGCCGCCGUUGGACUUGACAGAUGACGUCCGCUGCCCGCGCAAGCUGCGCAAGCUGAUCGAGCAGUGCUGGGAUGCAGAGCCGCGCCGCCGUCCUGCGGCGGCUGAGGCUGUGAAGGAGCUGCUGGUCGUGCGGGAGCAGCUGCUGCUGAUGCCGUCUGGGAAGUAAGGAACGUCACACGUUGACGUAGCCUGGAGGCUUGUGGCGCCGCUGGCCUUCGCUGGCAUGCCAGUGUCAGUCGGCAACAUGCCAGAAUUUCAGGGACGCGCUGCUCACGAUGGGAACCAGGGGGGGCGAGCCUGGCCAGGCUGCGGGUGACAUGUGGAGUACCCGCGCUUGCGCUGGCGGGUGUUGAAUUAGGUGUUGGAGCCUUGGGGGCCGCCGGGCCGGUAACGGAGUUGGAUGUGAGUAUGCUACGGCUUAGCAAGGCAUUACAUGAGGAUGUACAAAGGUUUGGAUCCGUGCGGCCCCAUCGCCUCCUUAUGAUAAAUUUAUGGCGGCGUGUUGAGAAUCAUGCCAUGGACUGUAUCAAGCAGGCACAUGGUCAAACUGGCACGCAUGCCAUUUUAUUGUUGCUGCAGUGCAUGUUCAGCAUGGUUGCAUACUGCUGCCACAGAGCAUGUGCAUUUGCAGAUCAUGCUGCUCAACAGAACCAAUAUGCUGCCACAGAGUAUGUGCAUUUGCAGUUAAUGCUAUUCAACAGAGUCUUGCUUGAGCACGAGAACCAUAAAACUACAACAUUUGCUGCAGCAUCCUGUGUUUACCCCGGCGGCUGCCCGUGCUGGCUGCACUUGCUGAGGGAUGCAUGGCUUUAAUGACUUCUGGCACGCAUCAGGGCCUGUCGACGGAGGGGAGCGAUUGCCCUGCUCAACCCAUUUAAGUUUGCUUAUGUUGUAUUUAAAUUAAUAAUUGAGCCCCGCAUCCUGACACGGGGCAGGGUGCCUGGGCAACAGGUGCAGCAGGAUAGGGAUCGGUGUGCGCAGUGGGCUCGUAAUUCUCUUGUUCACGCUGGUGCUCGUCGUAGAGUGCAGGCAGGGCACCGCGCGUGCGGCUGCGGUGUUGUAGCUGAUGCGUGACAUCAGAUGCAGUGCGCCCUGUAGGGCGGCUUAAGCGCCGGUUGUCUGCUCUGGUGCCUCUGCCUGGCUGCUGCAUGCCGUAGAUUGCGGAGAGGUGCCGAUAUGGGUUGUGCGUGGGAGCCAACUGACGUGGGCGUGUUCCUGAGAGGAGGGUCAAGGGAAAGAGGAGACGGAGGGCGGGUCCAGGAGCAGAGGCACGCUGUUGGCAGGCAAGAUACAGGAAUCUCUUGUUGCAAUGAGCGUGGACGACACCUGGAACUGAUACCGUACUGGCCCUGGUUUCACACUUCACCCUAGCUGUGGGUGCGAGUGACCGACAACAGGCAGCCGGGCAGCCGAGGCUUGAUGCCACUGGCCCGUGAGUCCCUGCAUGGUUGCUUUGCCAUUGUGGGGCCCAGUCAGUGCAGGUUGCAGGGCAGGAUCCACGUACUGAAGGCAGGGCUUGAGGGCUGACUGGGCUGGCAGGGAAUCCAAGCAAGUGUGGCGUGGUUUGAAGCAACGAAGUGCUCUGACACCCAUCUUGGAUGGCAUGUUUUGAGAGGUUGCGGGCCAUGCCCUGGGGCGCAGACAGGAUGUCAUCCUCCUGAACACCUCGCCUGGUCCAACACACUGACCCGUGCCACUGUUAAAAUGCCUGUAGCAUGGUAGCACAGUUCUUCGUCCCGUAUCUGCGUCUGCUACGUUCAGCAUUGAGACGUGUCGAGUUCCAAGUUAGGCUUGAAUUCAGAUUUUGGACUGUGUCAAAAAUCGGGUUUGGGGGCGCCAAUGGGGCUGCCGAGUUCGGCCCAUGCGCAUGGGUGGGAGCAUGGUCGAGGUGUGGAUAGAGUAAGGGAUGUUGAACCAAUUUCCAGGUUGUUUCUUAUCUACGGUCUUACUAGCUCUUUACACGGCGAGCCGAGACAGGUUCAGGCCGGCCACGCGUUGGGCCAGUGUGCCGGCGGAGUAGAAUCGAGUUUGACGUCUUGCGUAGUUUUACUUCCUUCGUGGGUAGCGAUUCAGGCUAGGGGGGCGGUAGGCGCGGCGCUGGCCCGUCUUUCGCAAUGUGGCCUCCGGCUCCGGUGACCUCGAGGCUAAGCGAGCAUGGCUUCAAACGUGUCUUGGGAUGACACCCGAGCGCACGCAGUCACAGCGGCUCAUUGUUGCUAACGGGAUGCCCGCCUCCAUCUCAGGUCUAUACCACCGGCGGGCUCGUCGUCGGCAGCCCGACAGGCUCAGGACGCCGACAAGGCCACUCGUGCAGACGCUUUGGCUGACUUCCACGCGGCAGCAGAGCAGUCGACUUCAAAGAGGAGGCUAAAUGCGACACCCUGGAGCAGCUGGAUAAAUCUGGGCGAGCUGUAGAUACAGCAGGCCGGCAGCACGGCGGAGAUGGCGGGCAUGCACACGGGGGCAAGCCGUGCGAGGGCCAGGGGGGCGCGGGGGCCGCCGGGGCCAGCCCGCCAGGCGCGCUGGGAGUGACCGGGGCGGGAGGGACGACGGGUUCGGGAAGACCGACGGCCACUCUGCAGCAGCACCACCACCACCACCAGCACCACCACCACCACCACCACCACC
Chlamydomonas reinhardtii is the source of this 5542-nucleotide messenger RNA. RefSeq lists its product as uncharacterized. The record is from RefSeq and is a predicted model, not a curated record. The transcript has 20 exons. NCBI's taxonomy places the organism in Eukaryota, Viridiplantae, Chlorophyta, Chlorophyceae, Chlamydomonadales, Chlamydomonadaceae. Gene Ontology annotation, biological process: protein phosphorylation. Gene Ontology annotation, molecular function: protein kinase activity; ATP binding. The coding region runs from base 201 to 3080 and encodes 959 amino acids.